Sardina pilchardus (European sardine) is the source of this 1380-nucleotide messenger RNA. RefSeq lists its product as uncharacterized. The record is from RefSeq and is a predicted model, not a curated record. The transcript is spliced from 11 exons. Bases 222 to 1313 code for a protein of 363 amino acids. Lineage: Eukaryota; Metazoa; Chordata; Actinopteri; Clupeiformes; Clupeidae.
UGUUAGAUCUAUUAACAUAGAUACUCAAUAAUUUCCACUGAAAUGGGUUAUUUACCAAGGUUGAACACUACUGGUUCUGUAGGUAUUUAUAGGCAUGAAAAGACCUUUGCUUUGUACUGGAAAUAAGAAUGCACACUCAGGAAAUGACCGGUCAUGUCAUUUUUCUUGCCCACCUGACAAAAGUCAUCCCCUUAAUUUGAGUUAACAUUUAUUAGUAAGAUAUGUAUUUUAAACGUGGCAUAAGUUGUGCGAGAUGGAUGGUAUUUUUGGGAUUUUUCAUACCAACAUUUGAACACAAGCUGUGCAGUGGUGAAUGCGGUAACAUGACAAUGGUCAAAGGUCUCUUGGACUCAACCGUGAUCCUCCCAUGCAGUUUUAACCACAGCGUGAAUAAGACUGUGCUGUGGAGAAAAGACGAGGACAGCAUCAUCCGUAUCAGUAGCGCAACCAGUGUCGAUUUCCUGGACCAUAAGAUGGGCAGAGUGAUUGUUUUCCCAAAUUUGUAUCAGAGAGGAAAUUUUUCACUCCGCAUUGACCGGUUCCAGGAUCUAGAUGUGGGUGUGUAUUGCUGUGUGCAAGGAAACCAGUGCAGGAGAGUGGAAGUCAAGCAAGGGCAGUCAAAAGCAGCGAAGCCCAAUGAGCCGGAAACGACAGUAACGACAGUAAAAGAUCUUCCUAUUGGAAUCUACAUCAUUAUUGCAGCAACUGUUAUCUUGAUUGCUCUUGUCAUCGCAUGUGGCUACAUGCUCAAAAACAAAUGGAUUUUUGUUAAUAGGGUUGAAUACCACGUCAAUCAUAAUAAUAAAGUCACCAUCACAGCCAGCACCGAGGCCAGCGCCCCACCCCAUCCUCAUGACCAGCAAGUCACUCCAAACGACGCCCCUCAGGACAGAGGAGACUCUAAUGAGAGCAGUGUGCGUGAGCUCACUUGGAAUGAAGCAGUUAUGCAGAACAAAUCUCACCAGGUGGUUGGUGAUGUCCUCAUUCCCCAUCGAGGAUUCUCAUAUUUUAACAAUGACCUACAGAGAGGUGGAGUAAGAGUUCACAGACCAGACAGUGUGGUGUAUGAAAAUGAUGAACAUGACCCUGAACAUAAGCGAGUGGAGACAUCUCUUAACACUAAUUUUCAAAAAGAUACCCGCAGUUCACCUCGGAAUCGGAUUCCACCUGUUGCCCAACCAAACUAUGCAAACCAGUCAGAAAUUAAUAAAGCUGAGAAACCAGUUAAAGAGGCUCAGAGACAAGGCCGAAGAUCUGAGAUUCGAAAUCCCAUCUAUGGCAACAGUACUGAGUGUCUGAUGCAGGAUGAAUGACACUUAUUUUGCUUUUUCCAAAAUGUAAAAAUGUAUCAAUAUGAGCUACAAUAAAUGUAUUAAUUAA